Messenger RNA from Puma concolor (puma), 2988 nucleotides. RefSeq names its product integrator complex subunit 8 (gene INTS8). Gene Ontology annotation, cellular component: integrator complex. Gene Ontology annotation, biological process: snRNA 3'-end processing. The record is from RefSeq and is a predicted model, not a curated record. Gene Ontology annotation, molecular function: protein binding. Lineage: Eukaryota; Metazoa; Chordata; Mammalia; Carnivora; Felidae.
AUGAGCGCGGAGGCGGCGGACCGGGAGGCAGCCACCUCCAGCCGGCCCUGCACCCCGCCGCAGACCUGCUGGUUCGAGUUCCUGCUAGAGGAGUCGCUGCUGGAGAAACAUCUGCGCAAGCCCUGCCCGGAUCCUGCACCAGUUCAACUUAUUGUUCAGUUUUUGGAACAGGCUUCCAAACCUUCAGUAAAUGAACAAAACCAGGUGCAGCCUCCACCUGAUAACAAGAGAAAUCGUAUUUUAAAGCUACUUGCUCUUAAAGUUGCUGCACAUCUGAAGUGGGACUUAGACAUAUUAGAGAAAAGUUUGUCUGUUCCAGUAUUGAAUAUGCUGCUAAAUGAACUGCUGUGCAUCAGUAAAGUUCCUCCUGGGACAAAGCAUGUGGAUAUGGAUCUGGCCACUUUACCUCCGACCACUGCCAUGGCUAUCCUUCUCUACAAUAGAUGGGCAAUUAGGACAAUUGUUCAAAGCAGUUUUCCUGUCAAGCAAGCCAAACCUGGACCUCCUCAGUUAAGUGUCAUGAAUCAGAUGCAACAGGAGAAAGAACUAACAGAAAAUAUUUUGAAAGUACUAAAAGAGCAAGCUUCUGAUUCUAUUUUGGUACUAGAGGCAGCCCUUAAAUUAGACAAGGAUCUUUAUGUCCACACAAUGAGAACACUAGAUUUGUUGGCAAUGGAGCCAGGCAUGGUAAAUGGAGAAACUGAGAGUUCUACUGCUGGAUUGAAAAUCAGAACUGAGGAGAUGCAGUGCCAGGUGUGUUAUGAUUUGGGUGCAGCAUACUUCCAGCAAGGCUCUACAAAUGCAGCUGUUUAUGAAAAUGCCAGAGAAAAAUUUUUUAGAACCAAAGAACUAAUUACAGAGAUAGGUUCAUUAUCUCUUCAUUGUACCAUAGAUGAGAAGCGGUUAGCGGGCUAUUGUCAAGCGUGUGAUGUUCUUGUACCUUCUUCUGAUAGUACAUCUCAACAGUUGACACCAUAUAGUCAAGUCCAUAUUUGUUUGAGAUCUGGCAACUAUCAGGAUGUAGUGAAGAUUUUUAUUGAAGAUAACUUAACCUUCAGUUUACCUGUCCAGUUCCGGCAGUCAGUACUAAGGGAACUCUUUCAGAAAGCUCAACAGGGAAAUGAAGCUCUAGAUGAAAUCUGUUUUAAAGUCUGUGCCUGUAACACAGUCCGUGAUAUAUUGGAAGGUAGAACGAUUAGUGUUCAAUUUAACCAGCUAUUUAUUAGACCUAAUAAAGAGAAAAUAGACUUUCUUCUUGAGGUGUGUUCAAGAUCAAUAAAUUUAGAAAAAGCUUCAGAUUCUUUGAAAGGAAACAUGGCUGCUUUUCUAAAGAAUGUGUGUCUGGGGUUGGAAGAUCUGCAGUAUGUUUUCAUGAUUUCUUCACAUGAGCUUUUCAUUACAUUGUUGAAAGAUGAAGAACGAAAGCUACUUGUUGAUCAGAUGAGGAAGAGAUCCCCUAGAGUAAAUCUGUGCAUUAAACCUGUAACUUCAUUUUAUGAUAUCCCAGCCUCAGCAAGUGUCAACAUUGGCCAGUUGGAGCAUCAGCUGAUAUUGUCAGUGGAUCCCUGGAGGAUUCGACAGAUUUUAAUUGAAUUACAUGGUAUGACUUCAGAGCGCCAGUUCUGGACAGUGUCUAACAAGUGGGAAGUACCUUCUGUUUAUAGUGGGGUCAUCCUGGGAAUUAAAGACAAUUUAACAAGAGAUUUGGUUUACAUUCUGUUGGCCAAAGGUUUACACUGCAGUACUGUUAAGGACUUUUCCCACGCCAAACAGUUGUUUGCUGCUUGUUUGGAGUUGGUAACAGAGUUCUCGCCAAAACUCCGUCAGGUCAUGCUGAAUGAGAUGCUGCUUUUGGAUAUUCAUACGCAUGAAGCUGGAACAGGGCAAUCAGGAGAGAGACCUCCUUCUGAUCUUAUUAGUAGGGUGCGAGGAUAUCUGGAAAUGAGGCUUCCUGAUAUUCCUCUUCGUCAAGUUAUAGCUGAGGAAUGUGUUGCUUUUAUGUUAAACUGGAGGGAAAAUGAAUACCUUACACUGCAAGUUCCCGCAUUUCUGCUUCAGAGUAAUCCAUAUGUAAAGCUUGGACAGCUUUUAGCAGCUACAUGCAAAGAACUUCCAGGCCCUAAAGAAAGUAGACGGACUGCUAAAGACCUUUGGGAAGUUGUUGUUCAGAUCUGUAGUGUAUCCAGUCAACACAAACGAGGAAAUGAUGGCAGAGUUAGUUUAAUAAAGCAGAGGGAAUCUACAUUAGGUAUAAUGUAUCGGAGUGAACUACUUUCUUUUAUCAAAAAAUUACGGGAACCUUUGGUUUUGACUAUUAUUUUAUCACUCUUUGUGAAACUUCACAAUGUUCGGGAGGACAUUGUGAACGAUAUUACAGCUGAACACAUUUCUAUUUGGCCAUCCUCCAUCCCGAACCUCCAGUCAGUGGACUUCGAAGCUGUGGCAAUCACAGUGAAAGAGCUAGUUCGGUAUGCCCUCAGUAUAAGUCCAAACAACCAUUCCUGGUUAAUUAUUCAGGCAGACAUUUAUUUUGCAACAAACCAGUAUUCGGCAGCUCUUCACUAUUACCUACAGGCAGGAGCCGUGUGUUCUGAUUUCUUCAAUAAGGCUGUGCCUCCUGAUGUUUAUACAGACCAGGUAAUAAAACGAAUGAUAAAAUGCUGUUCUUUGCUGAAUUGCCACACACAGGUGGCAAUUUUAUGUCAGUUCCUCAGAGAAAUUGACUACAAAACAGCCUUUAAAUCAUUGCAGGAACAAAACAGUCAUGAUGCUAUGGACUCCUACUAUGACUACAUAUGGGACGUUACCAUUUUGGAAUACUUGACCUAUCUUCAUCAUAAAAGAGGAGAAACUGAUAAAAGACAAAUUGCGAUCAAAGCCAUCGGUCAGACAGAAUUGAACGCAAGCAACCCAGAAGAAGUGUUACAGCUGGCAGCGCAGAGAAGGAAAAAAAAGUUUCUCCAAGCAAUGGCAAAACUUUACUUUUAA